GCGAAGCUUCGGCGUAAAAGGGUUAAUCCCGCGUUCUAACGAGGUCAUGUUUACAUACCGAAAACUCCCAGAUUCUAACCAUGUCCUAAGGGCCCGUCAUGUUUACAUACCGAAAACUCCCAGUUCUAAUAAAGUCCUAGGUCCCACAAGCGAGGCAAGUUUUAUUCAUACUUACUUAGGCGAAGCUUCGGUGUAA
Funneliformis mosseae is the source of this 196-nucleotide messenger RNA. The record is from the annotation of a GenBank genome assembly. Lineage: Eukaryota; Fungi; Glomeromycota; Glomeromycetes; Glomerales; Glomeraceae.